AUGGAGGAGGUUGCACAGUGGGCAGCCAAUGUGGUUGACAAGAGAGGAGAAAUGGAGAAGAAAGUUGAGGCUGAAGAGAUAGAGAGGAGGAUUUCCUCUGAUCUAACCCGUGAGAUUUUGGACCUGGGAGGGUUAGACAAUAUCACAGAGAUGUGCAAAAGGAAGACCAAGAAGACCAAGAGAAAGUCCUCAUCCCAGGUGUAUGUGGAACUGCCUGUGGUAGGGCCGGUGGAUCCUGAAGACUUCAUGGAUGCAGCCAUCAAGGGCAAACUGAAAGUGGUAGAAAAGUAUCUGGCCGAUGGUGGGAACCCUAAUUUCCAUGAUGAGUUAAAAAGGACAGCACUACAUCGUGCUUCUAUUGAAGGACACUCUGCAAUUGUCCAAAUGCUUCUGGAGAAAGGAGCUGAUGUGCACUUCAAAGAUAAACUGGACUCCAUGGCCAUACACUGGGCUUGCAGAGGGGGAAGCCUGACAGUUGUUGCAGCUCUGAAGAACCACGGGGUAGACCUAAAUGUCAGGGAUAAGUUGUACAGCACUCCUCUGCAUGUGGCCACAAGGACAGGCCAGACUGACAUUGUGGAUUACCUUCUGUCCUCCGGUGUCAAAAUCAAUGCCAGGGACAGGGAAGGGGACACCGCUCUGCAUGAUGCAGUGCGGCUCAACAGAUAUAAGAUAGUGAAGCUGCUCGUAGUUGCGGGAGCAGACACAACAAUCAAGAAUCAUGAAGGAGUGACAGCGGUGGAGCAGGUAAAACAGUGGCAGUUUGACACUGUGGAAACCCUGGAGAGAUUGGAGCUGCUGAGGGAGGCGGGACUGGAGCCACCUGAGAUCAUUAUGUGCGAUGAUUAA
Molecule: messenger RNA, 849 nt
Organism: Myripristis murdjan (pinecone soldierfish)
Lineage: Eukaryota; Metazoa; Chordata; Actinopteri; Holocentriformes; Holocentridae
Gene: ankrd2
Product: ankyrin repeat domain 2 (stretch responsive muscle)
Exons: 8
Coding region: 1-849 (282 amino acids)
Biological process (GO): regulation of transcription by RNA polymerase II
Cellular component (GO): nucleus
Molecular function (GO): RNA polymerase II-specific DNA-binding transcription factor binding
Source: RefSeq, a predicted model, not a curated record